Messenger RNA from Mya arenaria, 1551 nucleotides. RefSeq lists its product as uncharacterized. The record is from RefSeq and is a predicted model, not a curated record. The coding region runs from base 1 to 1551 and encodes 516 amino acids. Lineage: Eukaryota; Metazoa; Mollusca; Bivalvia; Myida; Myidae. The transcript has 4 exons.
AUGUUGACCGACUGGACACCCCCACCUUCCCACGGCGUCCGUGUCGUAAAGGAUCUAUUCAACCACUUUGACGUCGAAGCUAUUCGACCACGUGACAUGAUUCGUCCAAUACCGACAGAUUUAGGUUUGGGAAACGCUCGUCACAGAGGAAUUACCUGCUACUAUGUACUUUCUACUGAACGUGCUAAUCUGCAACUGCUAUCGUACCUGCUAACGUACCUGCCCCCACCUGUACAUGCCCCAACCUGUACCUGCAUCCGUACCUGCCCCACACCUGUACGUGCUACCGUACCUGUCUCGGUACCUGCCCCCACCUGCACUUCAACCGUACCUGCUUCCUACCUGCCCCCUCACUUGUACCUGCUACCGUUCCUGCUUUCACACCUGCCCCCACCUGUAUCUGCAACCGUACCUGCUUCCUACCUGCCCCCUCACCUGUACCUGCUACCGUUCCUGCUUCCUAACAUGCCUCCAACUGUAUCUGCCACCGUACCAGCUACCAUACCUGUUCCCCCCUGUAUCUGCUACCGUACCUGCCCCCACCUGUAUCUGCUACCAUACCUGCUCCCACCUGUAUCUGCUACCGUACUUGCUACCCUCUGUACCUGCUUCCGUACCUGCUCACCCUUGUAUCUGAUCUCUAACCUGCUACCCCACCUCCUGUAUCUGCCACCGUACCUGCCCCCACCUGUAUCUGCCACCGUACCAGCUACCAUACCUGUUCCCCCCUGUAUCUGCUACCGUACCUGCCCCCACCUGUAUCUGCUACCAUACCUGCUCCCACCUGUAUCUGCUACCGUACCUGCCCCCACCUGUAUCUGCUACCAUACCUGCUCCCACCUGUAUCUGCUACCGUACUUGCUACCCUCUGUACCUGCUUCCCUGUACCUGCUACCGUACCUGCUUCCGUACCUGCCCCACCUGUACCUGCUACCGUACCUGCUUCCGUACCUGCUCCCUCUGUAUCUCCUACCAUACCUGCUUACGUACCUGCCCCAUUUCCUGUACCUGCUACCGUACCUGCCCCCCCGCCCCCCCCCCCCCCUGUACCUCUUACCGAACCUGCCCACCCUGUAUUUGCUACCGUACCUGCUACCGCUACUGCCCCCUCCCUUGUAUUUGCUAACGUACCAGCGUCCGUACCUGACCUCCUCCCCUGUACCUGCUACUGUACCUGCGGCCGUACCUGCACCCCCUCCCCUGUACCUUCUACCGUACCUGCUCACCCCUGUAGCUAAUACCGUACCUGUGUCCGUCUCUGCCCCACCUCCUGUACCUGCUACCGUACCUGCUCCCACCCUGUACCUGCUUCCGUACCUGCUUUCCCCGGUACCUGCUACCGUACCUGCGUCCAUACCUACCCCAACCCCCUGUACCUGCUACCCUACCUGCUCUCCCCUGUAUCUUCUCCGUACCUGCUACCGUACCUGCCCGAAAUCCCCCCUCCCCUGUGCCUUCUACCGAACCUGCUCCUCCUGUAACUGCUACCGUACCUGCGUCCGUCUCUUCGCCACCUCUUGUACCUGCUACCGUACCUGCUCCCCCAUGUAA